Messenger RNA from Durio zibethinus, 3281 nucleotides. Its product is annotated as E3 ubiquitin-protein ligase JMJ24-like. The record is from RefSeq and is a predicted model, not a curated record. Gene Ontology annotation, molecular function: chromatin DNA binding; transcription coregulator activity; histone H3K9 demethylase activity. Gene Ontology annotation, biological process: regulation of transcription by RNA polymerase II. Gene Ontology annotation, cellular component: chromatin; histone deacetylase complex. Lineage: Eukaryota; Viridiplantae; Streptophyta; Magnoliopsida; Malvales; Malvaceae.
AAAGAAAUAACCAGGCAAAGCCCAAAAAAAAAAAAAAAAAAAAGAAGCCAAAGUAGAAGCGAAAAACGGGAAGUCAAGUAACAGCGAGACCCAACAGUGUAUCCCUGGCCUUUUUACAUUCUCAUAUCUUUUUCUUGUCCUGUUACUCUAUCAAAGCCCUAAUUCUCAGGUUGAAUUUGGGCAUGCUUUACUGCUAUUGAGUUUGAUUGCAAAGUGAGUGCAAUGGAUCAUCCAAGAUCAGGCUCAGGGAAUGGUGAGGACAAUGUUGGGAUUCCUGAUGAUUUGCGUUGCAAAAGGUCGGAUGGUAAGCAGUGGAGGUGUACUGCCAUGUCUAUGCCAGACAAAACAGUUUGUGAAAAACAUUAUAUCCAGGCGAAGAGGAGGGCUGCCAAUUCUGCUCUAAGAGCUAGCCUUAAGAAAAAGAGGAAGUUGGGUGGUGAAACUGAGAUCUAUGGGGCGGACACUAAGAGUGAUGACUUUGAUGUGCCACUUGUAAGUAGGAAAGUCAAAGACUAUCCUCGUCCAGUUUCUGGGAAGAAAUAUAAAGAGAAGGUUUCUAAGAAUCAAAUUCAGUAUUCACCUGAGACACCUCCUAUGAGGAAUCUCUCAGCACGAAAUUCUGCGAAGGUUGAAGAUGAUUAUCAAAGAGAUGACUCACCUUUUGAAGAGAGUUGGAGGUCAUACAAGACACCAUGUUUUUCUGCUGCGGAUUCAUCCAGGAACAGAUCAUCACAGAGAAGCCAUGAUGAUGUUGCUAUGGCGGUGGAUGACUCUGAAGACUCCUCUGAAGAAGUUUUCGUUGGGCAAACUUGUCAUCAAUGCCGCCGGAAUGAUAGAGAGAGAGUUACUUCGUGCCUUAAAUGUGAUAAGAGAGGAUAUUGUGAUAGUUGUAUCGCUACAUGGUACUCAAACAUCCCUUUGGAAGAAAUUGAGAAGGCUUGUCCUGCAUGCCGUGGUUCCUGUAAUUGCAAGGCAUGCUUACGAAGUGAUAACAUGAUAAAGGUAAGGAUACGGGAAAUACCUGUCCUAGACAAGUUACGGUAUCACUACUGUCUUUUGUCUUCAGUGCUUCUAGUUGUUAAGAAGAUCCAUCAGGAACAGUGUUCUGAAGUGGAAUUGGAAAAAAAACUUCGUGGAACUCAAAUAGAUCUUGUUAGGGCAAAGGUGAAUGCAGAUGAGCAGAUGUGCUGUAAUUUCUGUAGGAUUCCGAUUAUUGAUUAUCAUCGACAUUGUGCAAAUUGCAUGUAUGAUCUGUGCCUCCGUUGCUGUCAAGAUCUCCGGAGAGCAUCUUCUGGUGGUGUUGAAGAUGUAGGAAAUGAGACUGUUGAGAUAACUGAAGACAAAGAAGCUUCUGUGAGACAAGUAUCCAAUUUGAAACUGAAUUUCUUGGAUAAGUUCUCUGGCUGGAAAGCAAACAGUGAUGGCAGUAUUCCAUGUCCUCCAAAGGAGUAUGGUGGUUGUGGUCAUCACUCGUUGAACCUAAAUCGUAUCUUUAAGAUGAAUUGGGUUGCAAAACUGGUAAAAAAUGUGGAGGAAAUGGUUGGUGGCUGUAAGGUUUAUGAUUUUGAAGGGCCAGAAAAGAUUGAAUUUAAUAAUCCCAGACUCUGUCAAUUUGCUGACAGAGAAGAUAGCGAUGAUAAUCUUUUAUACUGCCCAUCAUCUCAAGAUAUUAAAGUAGAAGGAAUUGCAGAUUUUAGAAAGCAUUGGGGCAAGGGUGAACCUGUGAUUGUUAAAGAGGUAUGUGACAGCUCAUCCAUUUCAAGCUGGGAUCCACUGGCUAUAUGGAGAGGAAUUCAGGAGACAGCGGAUGAGAAAGUAAAAGAUGAGAUCAGAAUGGUGAAGGCCAUAGAUUGCUUAGACUGGUCUGAGGUUGAUAUUGAACUCGGUCAAUUUAUCAAAGGAUACACAGAGGGACGGGCACAUGAAAAUGGCAUGCCAGAAAUGUUGAAGUUGAAAGAUUGGCCUUCUCCCGGUGCUUCUGAAGAGUUUUUAAUGUACCAGAGACCUGAGUUUAUCAGUAAACUUCCUUUACUUGAGUACAUUCAUUCCAGGUUGGGUCUGCUAAAUGUUGCUGCAAAAUUGCCCCAUUAUUCCUUGCAAAAUGAUGUAGGACCUAAGAUUUAUAUAUCUUAUGGGACCUAUGAAGAACUUGGUAGAGGGGAUUCACUAACUAAUCUCCAUUUCAAAAUGCGAGACAUGGUGUACUUGUUGUUGCAUGCAUGUGAAGUGAAGGUAAAAGGUCAGAGGACAAAAAUGGAGGAUAUACAAAAAUCCAUUUGGGAAUCUGAGGUAAAUGAAUCCACGGGGGAUCCUGAAACAGGGUCAGAUGAGAAAGGGUUGCCUGAUUUAUCACUUGAUGGACCUGAUACGAAUGAUGAAUACGAGAGCACAUCUGCUGUACAUGAGGAUGAGAAAAUAGAGGAUCAAGAAGCUGAAGCUACCAUGAUUGCAGAGAAAUCUGUGGAUUUUGAACAGUUAAAUGGGGAUAGAAGGGAUGUGCCAGGAAAACCUCAUGCAGGAGCUUGUUGGGAUGUCUUUCGUCGACAGGAUGUUCCAAAGUUAAUUGAGUAUUUGCAAAUGCAUUGGAAGGAUUUUGGGAAGCCUGAAAGUGAAAUAAGUGAUUCUGUGACAUGUCCUCUGUACGAUGAAGUGGUGUACCUGAAUGAGCAUCAUAAGCAAAAACUAAGACAAGAAUUUGGAGUGGUGCCAUGGUCAUUUGAACAGCAUUUGGGGCAAGCUGUCUUUGUUCCUGCUGGGUGCCCUUUCCAAGUGAGGAAUCUCCAGUCCACCGUUCAGUUAGGACUUGACUUCUUAUUUCCAGAAAGUGUGGGGGAGGCUGUAAGAUUGGCUGAAGAUAUCCGCUGUCUUCCAAAUGAUCAUGACGGAAAACUUCAAAUUUUGGAGGUGGGAAAGAUCUCAUUAUAUGCAGCGAGUUCAGCUAUUAAAGAGGUCCAGAAAUUGGUGCUUGAUCCGAAACUGGGUGCUGAGCUUGGAUUUGAGGACCCUAAUUUGACCGCAGCAGUUUCAGAGAACCUGGAGAAGCUCACCAAGCAAAUACAAAUAACUUGUACCUGAAUUUCUGUAUAGUAAUUGUAAUUCAGAUAUUGAAAAUAAAUAGUUUCUCCGUUGCCCUUGUGGGUACCUGAUGGAAUUUCAAUGUAUAAAUGUAUUUUUAUGUACUUAAGGAUUGAAGCCAUCUGAUUCUUGACUAUGUUUUAGAAAACAUUUGCAGCUUGCAUAUCAGUUUAUAUUUAAUACAGCCAAUUGCCCAAGACAUUGAU